Molecule: messenger RNA, 1156 nt
Organism: Durio zibethinus
Lineage: Eukaryota; Viridiplantae; Streptophyta; Magnoliopsida; Malvales; Malvaceae
Source: RefSeq, a predicted model, not a curated record
CUUGGGCUCUUACUGUUUCAUGUUUAUGCGGUUUCCCAAUUAUGAAUGAGCUGGUUCUUAGAUCCUAAACACAAAGAAUCGGAUGGAAGAGCAAAGUGCCUUUCGACCCUGGGAUGAACUAAUUCCUGAUGCAUUGGGGAUAAUUUUCAGCAAUCUGUCCCUACAAGAGGUACUAACAGUCAUUCCCUGUGUCUGCAAAUCCUGGAGAAAGGCAGUGACAGGUCCCUAUUGUUGGCAAGAGAUAGACAUUGAAGAAUGGAGCAAUCGAUGCGAGCCCAAACAUCUUGAUCAGAUGCUUCAAAUGCUGAUCACAAGAAGCAGUGGAUCGCUCCGCAAGUUAUGUGUUUCAGGCCUUCAGAAUGAUACCAUUUUCUCGUUCAUCACAGAGAAUGCUGGUUCCCUUCGGGCUUUGCGACUGCCGAGAAGUGAAAUUAGUGAUUCAAUAGUUGAACAAACUGCUGGAAGGCUUUCCACAAUCACUUUUUUGGAUUUGAGUUACUGUCGCAAAAUUGGUGCCCAUGCUUUGGAGGCUAUUGGAAAGCACUGUAAACUGCUUGUUAGUCUGUGCCGUAACAUGCACCCACUGGAUGCAGCAGGCAAGCUCUCGCAGGAUGAUGAGGCAAAUGCCAUAGCUGCUACGAUGCCUAUGCUCAAACACCUUGAGAUGGCUUAUCAUCUUAUUAGCACCGGAAGUGUUCUGAACAUCCUUUCUAGCUGUCCGCAGCUUGAAUUUUUGGAUUUAAGAGGUUGCUGGGAUGUGAAACUUGAUAAUCAGUUCAUGAAGGAAAAGUUCCCAAAAUUGAAGGUUUUGGGGCCCCUCGUCAUGGACUGCUAUGAGAUGGAUGAAUGGGAUGAAUGCUCAGACUACUCUGAUAGUACGGAGUAUUUGGCCUGGGAGUUCGAAAUGGAUGACUAUGAUGAUUAUGAUAUUUACGAUGGAGUGUGGCACCAUGAGGGGAGAAUGGAGGAACUUGAACUGAGGUUCUAUGAAGGAAUUGGUGAGGAUGCUGGAAUGUUUGGUUGGCCUUUAUCCCCUUAGGUUCUUCUUUUGGUUCCAUGCUGCCUCUCUUUUCUAGUGCAUAGAUAUGGAUGCUUCUAAAUAUGAAACCGUAUGUUUCUAUUAAAAUAUAUCUUAUGUGUCAUUGUGAACUUUGAA